Molecule: messenger RNA, 5679 nt
Organism: Penaeus monodon (black tiger shrimp)
Lineage: Eukaryota; Metazoa; Arthropoda; Malacostraca; Decapoda; Penaeidae
Product: filaggrin-like
Exons: 7
Coding region: 167-4921 (1584 amino acids)
Source: RefSeq, a predicted model, not a curated record
GCUCCCCUCACUCCGCCCCUGGCCUCCUUGGGCGUCACGUCGCACCCCUGCGCUCCCGCCACCCCUCAGCCUUUCUUGGGUCUGAAAGUUAGUUCUUUGAGGGGAGAAUCUACGGCGCUGCGAGGGAGGUUGUUGUGGAAAGUGAGCAGCGAGCUAGGAGAUCAGGAUGGCGGGACGUCACAGCACAUCGCUGGUGCUGGUGCUCACCUGUCUUGCUGCCGUCACUGCAGGGGUGGACAACGACGUGCAGAAGGUGACCCUCCCGCAGGUGGUUAAGUAUCCUCUGCGGCCCCUCAUGGAGGUCCUCUCCCAGGGCGGACCCCGCGAGAUGCGAGCUGCCACCUUCCCCGGCAUCCCGUCGGGCUGCCUCUCCUGCACCGCGGGCGGACUCGGCGCCUCCACCUACGGCAGCAGCUACAGCUCAGGCUCCUUCGGCUCGGACGGCGGUUUCCCCAGACCGGGCUUGCUCAGGCCGAUCUCUGAACCGCAGAGUAAUUCUUAUAAACAUGAAGUUCGAAGCGAAUCCAAAAUUGUCAAUGGCCAGCCUGUGUACGAUCUGUACCAUGAACGACGCUUUGAGGAUGGGCAUCUCGUUCAUGAAGAAAGAAAAGAAAAGGGCGCGAAAGACGUCGACACACCACUCGGUCCUGGCCAGAGCCAAGGCUACCCGGCUGGUCCUGGGUACUCGAGGCACUUGCACGAAACGCACGUGCAGAGCAGCAGCGUCGGUUCCUCUGACUAUGGUUCCGCAGGGACGCUCUCGGCUCGCGGGGGCGCAUCGCCUCAUUACAACUCCGAUGUGUCUAGUCUGUCAGAGAGGCUGCGUCAGCAGAUGCUGUUGCUGAAGAAUCGCAAGGGUCAUGAAACCCCGGGGGGGAGUCACCAUGCCGUCUAUUCCCAAACACGCUACGUCAACGGCCAGCCAGUCUACGUGAAGAAGGAGGAGCGGAAGUACGAGGAUGGCCAGCUGAUCUACAACAAGACGGACGAGAAGGGACCCGACGAUCUGGGAACCCGGCACGUCGCCCAGCAGUACGACGCGUCGGGGUCCCCGGUCGGGACCGGCGGCGGCUUCUACGAGCGGCGCGAGGAGCAGCGCCACUUCUCGUCCAGCAGCCAGGGCAGCCAGGCGCUCUACCCGGGGCACUUCCCCGGCCACGCCUCCGACCGGGAGGGAGCCCCGUACCACGGACAGGACUCAGCUUAUCCCUCUUAUAGGGCAGGAUAUAACUCAGGCUCCACAGGUUCUUCUACCCAGUACACGCAAGAGUCCAGAGAGGAAACUUCCUCAGGCUACAGGCCAUACAGGCCAUCUUCGGGAAGUUCCUCUACCCAGUACACGCAAGAGUCCAGAGAAGAAACUUCCUCAGGCUACAGGCCAUACAGGCCAUCUUCGGGAAGUUCCUCUACCCAGUACACGCAAGAGUCCAGAGAGGAAACUUCCUCAGGCUACAGGCCAUACAGGCCAUCUUCGGGAAGUUCCUCUACCCAGUACACGCAAGAGUCCAGAGAGGAAACUUCCUCAGGCUACAGGCCAUACAGGCCAUCUUCGGGAAGUUCCUCUACCCAGUACACGCAAGAGUCCAGAGAGGAAACUUCCUCAGGCUACAGGCCAUACAGGCCAUCUUCGGGAAGUUCCUCUACCCAGUACACGCAAGAGUCCAGAGAGGAAACUUCCUCAGGCUACAGGCCAUACAGGCCAUCUUCGGGAAGUUCCUCUACCCAGUACACGCAAGAGUCCAGAGAGGAAACUUCCUCAGGCUACAGGCCAUACAGGCCAUCUUCGGGAAGUUCCUCUACCCAGUACACGCAAGAGUCCAGAGAGGAAACUUCUUCAGGCUACAGGCCAACUUCGGGAAGCUCUACCCAGUACACGCAAGAGUCCAGACAAGAAACUUCCUCGAACUACAGGCCAUACAGGCCAACUUCGGGAAGCUCCACCCAGAACACGCAACAGACAAGAGAGGAAUCGUCUUCAGGAUACACGCCAGUCAGACCGACCUCCUCCUCCUCCCGACCCGAUAGCUCAGCCAACCAGUACGCACAUGAAUCGCGAGAGGAAGAUUCAUUCUCGCGCAAACCUCACACGGACAGAUGGACACACGCACAACAAACGGAUGAGGAAUUGCACUUGUCGUACAGGCCAGCUAACAGGCCAUCGAGCAGCUCCACUCACUAUGCACACGAUUCAAGGGAGGAUACUUCCACAACCAGCCAGGACACUCAAGAAAGUACCGAGGAGCCCACUUACCCCAGUCGACCUUCAUACAGGCCUUCAGGGACCACAUCUCACAUGAGAGAAGAAUCUUAUGAGUCUAGUUGGCAGCAGCAGCGAAGAGAUCAUACCUACACUCCUUCAUCUGGUGAUUUUCACACAACCAUUGUCCAGCAGAACACAAGGCAACCGGAAACCACUACACAAGGUGCACUAGGCUCCUCUCACGGAGACGGUUCUUCUGAGAUUUACAGUCAAACUUAUGAGCAGUCCAGCUCUGCUGCUUCAAGCAACCACAGUCAGUUUAGUAGAGGAUACAACGCAGAAUAUGACCAGCGCCAGCAGGGAGUUUCUUCACAUUACUCUCAAGAGGCAUCAGCAGAAAGGCGUCUGACCACAGAUGAAGGCAGAGAUAUAGUAGGUAUUCCUGGGGUGCUAAGUGGACCACACACCCAGUAUGGCAAUGAUGAAAAGCAUAACAAGGAAAGGUACGACAUCAGUCCCUUGGAAGACAAUGAACCUGAACUCCCCUCCGUUGACAAUGAAUUUGAUUCCUCUUACGUGCCUACCCUGGCCCCAGUUGACAGUGAAAUAGACAGUAGUGUUAAUUCUGAAUGGCGACCUGAGCCAUCCAUCCAUACUGACAGGCAAUACCACAACUCUCGGCAGGACACUUCUCGAACCGAUACACAUAGCCAGGCACGUCCUUUUCAUGGCUACAGUGACUCCUCAUACCAUUACCAGCGCAACCGCACUUCUACACAAGGAGCAAUAAACAGUGUCCCAGCAUCCACUCCCGCACAAGCACCAGACGCAGAUGAUGCCUCUUCAAACGGUUAUCCUGGUGUUGAAGGUACCAGUCGCUACCACUACAAUGAGUCAUGGAGACAUUCAACCAGUGUUGACAGUCAGCCACAGCAGCCUUAUGGAUCUACUAGCAGUUCUUCAAGUUCAUCCCAAGUCAGAAAUUGUGGACAAGUCAGCUGUAUAGUCGUAGGGGAUGGACAUCUAUCAUCCUCCAGGCAAACACAAACACGUGUCAGCACCAGAUAUGUCAAUGGGGAAUUGGUUGGAAUAACACAUCAUAUCCGUCAGUACGAGGAUGGAAAACUUAUUCAUGAAAACAGAACAGAACAAUCGGUUGAUGACCUCUCUGAAGAAGACCUGCGCAGAUAUGGAAUUGAUCAACUCCACUUAGUGCAGGGGAGUUACCAGCCAGAAAGCUACUCUCAGCGUCAUGAGGUCCGACAAGAGAAGAAAUAUGUAAAUGGUGAACAAAUAUACGACCUUCAUCAUGAAAAACGCUUUGAGGACGGAUCCUUAGUUUACGAAAACCGAACUGAAAAAGAUGCCGAUGAUUUAGGCAUUUCAAGUCCUGGAGGUUAUGAGGGUUCCUACUCCCAUGCCCACCAGGAAGGGGGCGCCAGACAUGAGGUAACGCAGUCGCAACAUCUGCAGCAGCAUGUCACUUCCGGUGCUGUGGGAGAUAUUACUGCUGGACAUGCCUCAGAAUCGCAACAGGUGACAGACACUGCCCAUGUGUCAGUUGUUCCAGUUUACACAAGUCGCAGGUACGAAACUCGACGGCAGCAAGAAUUUGUCGAUGGUCAACCUACGUAUGACCUGCAUCAUGAGCGCCAUUUUAACAACGGAUCCCUUGUCUAUGAAAACAAGACAGAGCUGAACGAAGGCGAACUGCGCGCCUCCCAUUCCCCGGGUCACCAGGACGCUCUCCACCAGAUCUUGUCUGGCAACACCCUCAGCACUGCCUAUGACAGGUCCUCCUCUGCCGGGGCACAUGGCUCGUAUGGCAGCGGUCUAGAGGUUUCACAAAGUUCCUAUGGCGAGUCGGCUUCCUCGCAAUCCGCUGGGUCCUACAGUGGAUCGUCAGCUUCCUACCAUGGAUCACAAUCCUCACGACAGACUGGAGUGUAUGGAGAGUCAGCUUCGUCGCAGCUUGAUGGAUCCUACAGCGGAUCCUUGUCCCAAGGCAGUGGAACUUACGGUGGGACAGGAUUAUCCUACAGUUCUUCAUCCUCCAGCGAGAGUCACGAAUCCUCCAUGGCCAGUGGUUUUCCAGUAGGACACGGCGCUGGAUCUUCAAGGGCCACCACAUCCGUCCUUGGAGCAGGUUCCUUUAGCAGUUCGUCUCAGCAGGAAUCCUCUGGAGGGUGCCUCUCUUGCAUGUUAAUUGGAGGUUCAGGAUUCUCAGGCCAAGGAUCUCUGGGCAUGUCCGGAAGCGCAGGUGCAGAUGGAUACAGUCACCGGCAGGAGAUGAACAUGGAGGAGCAUUACGAGGACGGCCAGCUGAUUCAUGGCCAGGAGGAAAGCCGCGUCUUCGAGAACGGACAGCUGGUGCACGAGAGCCAGAGACAGUAUGCUGAUGCCCCAGAGCAAUCGUACCGAGCUUCGGCACUUCAGUCUGCGAAAUCCUCAUCUGUCGAGGCUGGCUCGUGCGAAACGAGUUACUGUAAGAACGGGGGAACGUGCAUUCCCGGCUUCAUGGGUCCUUUGUGUACUUGUCCCUUCGGAUUCAAAGGAAAAGACUGCAGCGAAGCGUACUGCCCCAAACGGUUCUGCCGCUACGGGGGGUCGUGCCAAGUGGAGGGUGCGAGGCACAUCUGCGUGUGCGAGGAGGGCUACACAGGGUACCGGUGCCAGACCCGAACUUACAGACACGCCCGCAGACAUGCUUCCAAGCCUUAGGGCGUCUCCAGUUACUCUUUAGGCGUAGAAUUUAGUUUCCAGUGGACACACAGUAAAUCUUCAAUGUCCAAGGAUUUGGACCGUGCAAGUCCUGAUUUUAAUUGCAAAGGGACCUGAAAUAUUUGGUGUCGGUUAGCACUGAAGGUAGUCAUUUUUGUGUCGUUUCUCUCACAUAGAACUUCCAAGACAUUUACAUAUCUCAUGGUGUGAUUAUCGUUACAGUAUUUAAUUAAACUUCUUGUUCUUUAAGUUAUAGGUCUUGAUAUUCGUAUUAGCUAUAGUGUUGUUUGCAUAAUGAUUUCUAAAGUAACAUACAUGUUGUUUAUACUUAUUUAGAAUCAGUGUAUGUCUGUGAAUAUUUUAUUAGUUCUUAAUGUGUAGUUAUUUUUUGUUGAUAUGAAAUAAUGCCGACUAGCUACAUACUAUAUAUUUAUUAAAAUAGCUGUUCUCGUUAUCAUUGGUAGCCAAUGUUUGCAUUAAAGUCAUGCAGGCAGAGGUAGACAGCUAAGUCUGUGCUCAGCGGACGAAUACUAGGUUGUGUAAGGAAGUCUACCAGUGCUAUACCAUUCACCGGCGGUGCUUCGAAAGUUUAGGUUGACUAACGAAGUUCAACAGGAAAGCAUACAUUUUGUGUCGCGUAUUCUCAAUAUUCAACUAUUUAUUUCUAAUAGUAUGUAUCUAGAAUUCUAGAUUAGAAUUUAACAUAUUACUGAAAUAAGGUGCAAAAUGUUACGUUUGAAUAAAACCACAAUUGUUAA